GCUGAUGACGAUCCCCUUUGUCACGUGACACUGUUGUUUUGGUCCGAGUCCAUGUGCAUUAGCCCAUUUCCAGACAAAAUGGCAAGGAACGAAGAGAAACAACAAGGGCGAUUGAAUAGACUUUGGCUUCAGAAAGAGAGAGAAGAAGGCCGAAUUAAAGAUGCACAUGCCCCCAGACCCAAACUGUCUACUCUUAAUUCUGCCUCCUCUGUGAAAAAGUGGAUCCCCAGCAUUAAGAGUGAAAUAGAGUAUUACUUGCAGCAGUCACAGCUCAUCCACUACCCCGAGAGGAAAAUUGCAGAGUUUCAGUUCUGCAUCAAGGAGUUGGAGCACGAGUAUAAGCGCUUUGUCGUCAAACUGCGUGCUCUUGACCCCACCUGUAAACACAAACCAUGGACCCCUCGGGCCUACAGCAGGAAGAGAGCAGACAUGUGGGACACUCUGCCCACCACCAUUAAGAAGCAACGCUGUGGUUGGUUGGAGGACACCAGUGGUUCAGUGAGCGGAGUGGAAAUGGACCCGGCCAGCAAAAAUGGAAGCAACAAGUCUUUAUCCAAAGAGGGAGAGGAUCAUAUGAGCCUACCAGAGGCCAAACUCAACCCUAUUGCAGAAAGCUCAGAGCCGGUCUGUGUUGACCAGGAUCUGCCCCUGUCAUUCAACCGCACACGCCUUGCAGUGGCAGUUGCUGGAUUUCGAGGGCCAGUAACUCAGUCGGGUGCUUCCCACACCACACAUAACCUUACCCAGGCACUGCACGCCGGCUUGCCAAACCUCUCUGGUUCCCUCCUGGGCCAGAGCCUCAGAACUCUUGGUCAAACGACCUGUGCGACUGGGGUACAUGAGACAGUGAGGGAGUCUGCUGGAAGACCUGCAGUCAUUGUUAACCAACCAACAGCAGGCCAGAGCUUCGGCAUAAAGACUACAGAGGGGCUACCAGAGACAUUGAGUGACAUCGGGGCAAAGGCAGAGAGAAUUGGCCAUGUCCUCCUGGGGCUCAGCUAUUACUCCUCUUCAGAUGAGGAGUCUGACACAUGAUUUAUGCCAAUAUGAAUCCGUUCUUGUGUUGUGUCUUUUUUCCUACCGCCCCUUGAAUCAUUAUUAACUUGUAUAAAAUAAACUGAUUUUCCUCUAUGGUGGUAA
Messenger RNA from Gadus morhua (Atlantic cod), 1140 nucleotides. RefSeq lists its product as uncharacterized. NCBI's taxonomy places the organism in Eukaryota, Metazoa, Chordata, Actinopteri, Gadiformes, Gadidae. Gene Ontology annotation, biological process: generation of catalytic spliceosome for second transesterification step. The transcript is spliced from 5 exons. The record is from RefSeq and is a predicted model, not a curated record. Bases 52 to 1035 code for a protein of 327 amino acids.